Molecule: messenger RNA, 1638 nt
Organism: Periophthalmus magnuspinnatus
Lineage: Eukaryota; Metazoa; Chordata; Actinopteri; Gobiiformes; Gobiidae
Gene: cdv3
Product: carnitine deficiency-associated gene expressed in ventricle 3
Exons: 5
Coding region: 253-939 (228 amino acids)
Cellular component (GO): cytoplasm
Source: RefSeq, a predicted model, not a curated record
GCCUCUGUUUCCGGGUCACGGUGCAGAUUUGUCAGAUAGACCGUGUGCAUGGCAUGGUUGACAGGAUACGGCUCGUGCUUUAGCCCAGGGGCCCGUUGGUCGUUUUUAUCAGGGAUCAGCUCUCAGUAAACUGUCAGAGAGAGACUCAAGUCCGUGUGAUCGGAGUGUUUCAGCCGCUGACCCAAGCGUGUGGAGCUUAUUUCCUCUUUUGUCAUUGGUCAUUAGUGAACUAGUCAACCCUGCUCGUCGAAAAUGGCGGAUGUACCGACUGAGAAGAGUCUGGAUGAUUUCUUUGCCAAGCGAGAUAAAAAGAAGAAGAAAGAGAAGGGAAAGGGCAAGGAAACCACUGCGGCACCUACCACAAUGGUGCUGAAAAAGACUAAAAAAGAGAAGGAAAAGUCAGCGAAAAAUGACAACCAGGACACUCAGAUUGAGAAGGAGGAUGAAGAGUGGAAGGAGUUUGAACAAAAGGAAGUGGACUACAGUGGGCUUAGGCUGCAGGCUUUACAAAUAACUGAUGAAAAAGAGGAAGAAGAGUAUGAGAAAGAGGAGGUUGGAGAGGAUGGAGAGAUGAUCCUGGUCAGUGGAGAUAAAGUGUCAGGACCUUGGAACAAGUCCAGUGGUGCCCCGGCUCCUGCAGCCCCCGUGGAUGAUGAAGAGGUUCCUGAAACAAAACCUGCUGGAGUAUAUCGGCCCCCAGGGGCCAGAAUGCCCACUGCCAAAAGAAGCACCAACCAGGGCCCCCCUGAGAUCUUCAGUGACACACAGUUCCCUUCGCUCCUGGCCACUGCGAAGCAUGUGGAAACACGCAAGGACCGAGAGAUGGAGAAAACCUUUGAGGUAGUGAAACACAGAACCCGUGGUAGAGAUGAUACUGGGGGAGCUUCUAUACAGCACUUGCAACUGGAUAACCAGUACGCCAUCCUGGGGGAUAAGUAGACCUCCAUGCCCUGGCCCCUCCAGCACGGUUCUGCCCAGCCCCUGGAAGGAAACGGACUGCAGAGGAGGAUUGCAGCCACAGCAAAGCUCAUGCCACCACCAUCAUUACUUCACACAAAAUACGUACACAGAGCAAUAUCAAUGCAGCCCACCCAUCCUCGUUACAAAGACUCUUAACAUAUUCAACUUCUUUGGUUGGCUAACAGUGGACUGCAUCUGAUGGGGCUGAUGAAGCGGAGUGCAAGCAAAGGAUGAGACACCCAAAUGUUGACACUGCAGCACUCUGAACUGACAGCACAGUUGUCCUAUGGCUCGUGCUCAGAGCUGAAGUUGUGCGACCAAUCUUCUCUCUGGACUCCAACUCGCUUUGCUGAAGCAACAGGCGACUGAAAUGACUUUAGGAGAUGAUUUUACAAACUUCUGUAAAAAUGUCUAUUUUUUUCAAGAUGCUUCUAACCUAAUCUCGCACAUGAUCUAAUGGGGAUUUGAGUUGUUGGGGCUUUGGGAGUGGGCGUGUACUUUGCCCCAUGUGGACUGAGCUUUUGUUACCAUUUUCCUUUGCUGUGGUGGCGAAAGGCUUAACACAGGCCCUAUAUACAAGCUGGCUCUAAAUACAGAAACUUGUUUUCUUUCAAAAUGAUGGCACCUAAUGGACAAUAAGUUUCUAUAUAAAGUGGCCUUAUUGCUUUGUCAUCGGGA